CACCCACCAAGUGUGGAUGAGGCAGGGUUUCAUAUCAUGUGAUCAUCAUGGUGUGACCCACCUAUUGUACGGAUCCAACAUGUCACAUGUUGGUAGGAAAAAGUGGAUGUACCAUAUCUUAUGAUACAGCUGCUGUCUCUGAUCAUUUCUCGUCAGUAUAUACCACCGCCACCCUUCUUCAGGUUCUCUCCUCAUAAGAAGAGAGAGAUGUUUUAAAAUUGGUCAUUACUAUUAUUAUUUUAUUAUUCCACUUUAAUUAUCCUCUUGAAUUUUCUAUUUUCUCUUUAUUACGUAUAUAUGUACGGAAAGGUAGCAUUUUUUUUUUCUCAAUUUCUUUUUUUAUUCAGAUAUAAGAACGACUGUCUUCUGUUGUUCUCUUUUGGUGCUGUUGAAGGAGAGAAGCUCAUGAAGAGGCUAGUGGUGGCACUGCUAUUGCUGCUGGCAUUGAGUUCUGGAAUUAAGAGAAAUGAAGGAGAGAGUGAUGGGCAUUGCAAAUACAAGAAGGGCUUGCCGUCGGCUCCCAGACCUCACAGUGUUUCCAUAUUGGAGUUUGGGGCUGUUGGAGAUGGGAAGACGGUGAAUACCAUCGCUUUCCAGAAUGCUAUCUUCUAUUUGAAGUCGUUCGCCAACAAGGGCGGUGCUCAGCUCUAUCUUCCAUCAGGCAGGUGGCUGACUGGAAGCUUCGAUCUCACAAGCCACCUCACCCUCUUCUUGGAGAGAGAUGCUGUCAUCCUUGGAUCUCAGGAAUCAUCUCAUUGGCCGCUUGUUGAACCGUUGCCUUCAUACGGUCGAGGGAUCGAAUUUCCAGGCAAACGAUAUCGCAGCUUGAUAAAUGGCAACAACUUGAAGGAUGUGGUUAUUACAGGUGAUAAUGGAACCAUCGAUGGUCAGGGUGCCGUCUGGUGGGAGUGGUCACGCUCUCAUUCUUUGAAUCAUACCCGCCCCCACCUUGUGGAAUUCGAGAGCUCCAACGACAUUCUGAUUUCGAAUUUGACUUUCUUGAAUUCCCCUUUCUGGCACAUCCAUCCGGUUUAUUGCAGCAAUGUGCAGGUUCAGAACAUAAUAGUCCAUGCUCCGUCGGAUUCCCCACUUACGAAUGGCAUAGUCCCAGAUUCAUGCUCCGAUGUAUGCAUUGAGGACUGCCACAUUAGCGUUGGUCACGACGCGAUCGUGCUCAAGAGCGGCUGGGAUGAGUAUGGCAUCGCUUACGGAAGGCCCACCUCGAAUGUCCACAUCAAUCAGGUCCAUCUAAGGACGCCUCUGGGCUCCGCCCUCGCCUUUGGAAGUGAGAUGUCUGGUGGCAUUUCCAGUGUGCUAGCUGACCACCUCAACAUCCAUGAUUCAUUCACUGGCAUUGAACUCAAGACCACGAAAGGCCGAGGUGGUUUUAUAAAAGACAUCGUUGUAUCGAACGUCAAAAUGGAGAAUGUCCACGUCGCGAUCAGGUUCACAGGCCACUGUGGGACCCACCCUGAUGACCAUUUUGAUCCCAGUGCAAAUCCAGUAGUAAACAACAUUACUGUAAAAAACAUGACCGGGACAAACAUCUCCCUCGCUGGGAACCUCAAAGGAAUCCAUCAAGCUCCUUUCACUGAUAUCUGCCUAUCAGACAUUUCCUUGUCGAUCACAUCUGAGCUGUCCGCUUCGUGGGUCUGUUCGGACGUAUCAGGAUUCUCCGAAUCAGUGUUCCCAGUGCCAUGUUCCGACCUCCAAAACUCGUAUUGGAAUUCUUCUUCUAUCUGUUUCUCUCUUUUAUAUCCAGAUAGCCAUGUAGAAUCCUUAUGAAAUCUUUAUCCAUGCUUACUGAUCUUGUUCAGCCCAUCAGUACAAUUGAGAUUCCAAAACUUCCAAUUCCAUCUCAAAUUCAGGCGGCCCGGGCCACCUUUCAUUCUUCGGUCACCAUCAGAUUCUUUCCAUAUGAACCCAAUCCCAUUUUCGAUUCAUACAAUUCAAAACCGCGCCGAAGAAGGACAAUGUGCCCAUAUGUACAUACCCAUUUCUUCAUUCUUGUGUAGUGAUUUUAUUUUUUUUUCUAAUGUUUGGGACCUCAGACAUGUGAUUGGAGACCAUUGCAUUUGCAGUUCUGUUGUUAUUAUUAGUAUUUUUUUUCAUCAGUAGUUGCUGCAUUGUAUAUUUUAUCCGACGUGGGGCCCGCUGACGUCGGAAUGUUAGAUGAACGGUGGACAUGAGUCAGAUGGUUGUAAUAAAAAGAUGGCUGUUUGAAUUA
Magnolia sinica is the source of this 2227-nucleotide messenger RNA. RefSeq names its product probable polygalacturonase. The record is from RefSeq and is a predicted model, not a curated record. NCBI's taxonomy places the organism in Eukaryota, Viridiplantae, Streptophyta, Magnoliopsida, Magnoliales, Magnoliaceae. Gene Ontology annotation, molecular function: polygalacturonase activity. Gene Ontology annotation, biological process: carbohydrate metabolic process. The transcript is spliced from 6 exons. The coding region runs from base 298 to 1785 and encodes 495 amino acids.